GAAGUUCACAUGGAGCUGCUGGUCCUGUGUGUCUGGGGGAUCUUACUACUUCUGGGGCUGUGGGGACUGCUCCGGGGCUGUGCCCAGGACCCCUCCAUGACCCGUCAGUGGCCCCCCGGGCCUCGUCCUCUGCCAUUCCUGGGGAACCUGCAUCUGCUGGGUGUAACCCAUCAAGACCGGGCACUGAUGGAGCUCUCAGAACGCUACGGGCCGAUGUUCACAAUCCAUCUGGGAUCUCAGAAGACCGUGGUGCUGUCGGGCUACGAGGUGGUGAGGGAGGCCUUGGUUGGGACUGGGCACGAGCUAGCCGACCGGCCCCCAAUCCCCAUCUUCCAGCUCAUCCAACGAGGUGGGGGCAUCUUCUUUUCUUCUGGAGUUCACUGGAAGGUGGCUCGCCAGUUCACGGUGCGCACACUGCAGAGCCUGGGUAUACGACAGCCACCCAUGGUGGGCAAGGUGCUGCAGGAGCUGGUCUGUCUUAAAGGGCAGCUGGACAGCUAUGGAGGCCAGCCCUUUCCUCUGACCCUGCUGGGUUGGGCACCGUGCAACAUCACCUUCACACUCCUCUUCGGCCAGCGCUUUGACUACCAGGAUCCUGUGUUUGUGUCCCUGUUGAGUCUCAUUGACCAGGUCAUGGUCCUGUUGGGCUCACCUGGCAUACAGUUAUUCAACACGUUCCCCCGGCUGGGGGCCUUACUGCGGUUGCACAGGCCAGUCUUGAGCAAGAUCGAGGAGGUGCGCACCAUCCUAAGAACCCUCCUGGAAGCGCAGAGACCACCCUUGCCAAACGGCAGUCCGGCGCGGAGUUAUGUGGAAGCUCUGCUUCAGCAGGGCCAGGAUGACCCGGAGGACAUGUUUAGCGAGGCUAAUGUUCUGGCCUGUACACUGGACAUGGUCAUGGCUGGAACAGAGACUACGGCAGCCACACUGCAGUGGGCAGUCUUCCUGAUGGUUAAGCACCCACACGUGCAGGGUCGUGUGCAGGAGGAGCUGGACCGAGUGCUGGGCCCUGGGCAGCUACCUCAACCAGAGGACCAGCGAGCACUGCCCUAUACCAGUGCUGUGCUGCACGAGGUCCAGCGGUACAUCACACUCCUGCCCCAUGUGCCCCGCUGCACGGCUGCUGACAUCCAGCUGGGUGGCUACCUGCUCCCUAAGGGCACCCCCGUGAUUCCUUUGCUGACCUCAGUGCUCCUGGACAAGACGCAGUGGGAGACUCCAAGCCAGUUCAACCCAAACCACUUUCUGGAUGCCAAGGGAUGCUUUAUGAAGCGGGGAGCGUUCCUGCCUUUCUCCACUGGUCGCCGGGUCUGCGUUGGGGAGAGCCUGGCCAGGACAGAGCUCUUCCUGCUGUUUGCUGGCCUCCUCCAGCAGUACCAUCUGCUGCCCCCACCCGGCCUCAGCCCCGCAGACCUGGAUUUACGGCCUGCCCCAGCUUUUACCAUGCGGCCACCCGCCCAGACCUUGCGCGUGGUGCCGAGAUCCUAGGGUGCUCACAGACCGGAAAACCACCAGAGCCUAGCCUGCCUCUCCCUGAGGUUGCAUUGCAGGUGAUGGGAUAGUUGUAGCAUCCCUAGCAAUGAAUGAUGAGCAGUGGUCCCUCUGGACCACCAUAGCUUUUAUGACCAGUGUACAGUGUG
Molecule: messenger RNA, 1640 nt
Organism: Rattus norvegicus (Norway rat)
Lineage: Eukaryota; Metazoa; Chordata; Mammalia; Rodentia; Muridae
Gene: Cyp2w1
Product: cytochrome P450, family 2, subfamily w, polypeptide 1
Exons: 9
Coding region: 10-1488 (492 amino acids)
Biological process (GO): xenobiotic metabolic process; phospholipid metabolic process; aflatoxin metabolic process
Cellular component (GO): cell surface; endoplasmic reticulum lumen; endoplasmic reticulum membrane
Molecular function (GO): retinoic acid 4-hydroxylase activity; all-trans retinal binding; monooxygenase activity
Source: RefSeq, marked validated